ACGCCUUCGAUGAGCUCCAGUUGUCUUUUACGUUCUUUAACUUACACCUUUUCCCACUCAAAUACCAAAUACAAGGCAUUGAACCAGGCGACGAACCGUUGAUAACAUCGGAACUAUCAAAAGCUUAGGCAUCGAUAGCGACUAGUCCACGGACACGAAUGAGAAGUUGGAUGGAGGAUAUUUUCUUUCAGUGUGUUCAUUCUGGUUCGCCAUGGUCUUGUCUUACCUUUGUCUUGUUCACUUUCUCCUUGAACCAUUCAGCCCCAGCACUCAGCAGUACAAUCUCUCAUGACCGUACGCAGGCUUCAGAGCUACUCUACAUCUUCGGUCCCAAAUGCACCGAAGAAGAUUCGCUCGGUACAGUCCAGAUUAUUCUGGCCUACCUGAGCUUGCUUGGAUGCGAAUUCAAUAUCACCUUUGAAGAGGAAUUUCACAUCAACGUUAUCACCACCACUGCCACCAUCACAACUACCACCGUUAUAACCAUCUGAGGUGUUCAAGUUGGAAGAAGCAAUCAUGUGUCAUACUUGAGUAUUUGUAACUAUAUCUCUGAGCAAAAGUAUAAUCAUUGUUGUUGAUCAA
Messenger RNA from Lentinula edodes (shiitake mushroom), 582 nucleotides. RefSeq lists its product as uncharacterized. The transcript has 3 exons. The record is from RefSeq and is a predicted model, not a curated record. The coding region runs from base 159 to 491 and encodes 110 amino acids. NCBI's taxonomy places the organism in Eukaryota, Fungi, Basidiomycota, Agaricomycetes, Agaricales, Omphalotaceae.